CCGCUCACUCUUUGUCUCACUCUGUUUCUCAAAAAUAAAUUUAAAAUGUAAAAAAAAAAAAAAAAUUUAUAAAUGAACAGACUUGACUUUCUUCUGGCCGGUUAUGUUCUGAGAUCUUGUCACUGAACCUGGUCUUUAAUCUCAGAAGUUGAAGGUUCCCAUAGAACCAGCUGCAAAGUUCCCAGGACACUAACAACACUAUGGCCAGUUAACUGGAGUAGGCUGCUGUGAAUUGGCCUCCCAUAACAGGUCCAGGGCUUGGAGCAGGAGCAGAAAAAGAAGGAUGGAAGCUGACCAAUGCAGAUUCCUGUUUCUAUUAUUUCUUUUCAUGUGCCAACUAUCUCCAGAAGUUGCUGCAGACGUUCAGGAAUCCUCAGAUGAUCCUGGUGCUUCCCAGGAAACUGUGCAGCUCACAGAUGUCCCAGCUACCAUGGAAUUCAUUGCUGCUGCUGAGGUGGCUGUCAUAGGUUUCUUCCAGGAUUUAGAAAUCCCAGCAGUGUCCCUAUUCCACAGUAUGGUGCAAAAAUUCCAAGCCGUGUCAUUUGGAAUCAGCACGCAUUCUGAGGUUCUGGCCCACUACAACAUCACUGGGAACACCAUUUCCCUCUUUCGCCUGGUGGAUAACGAACAAUUGGAUUUAGAGAGCAAAGACAUUGAAAGCAUUGAUGCCACCAAAUUAAGCCGCUUCAUUGAGAUCAACAGCCUCCACUUGGUGACAGAGUACAACCCUGCGACUGCGAUUGGCCUAUUUAAUAGCAUGAUUCAGAUUCAUCUUCUACUGAUGAUGAACAAGGCCUCCCCAGAGUAUGAGGAAAGCAUGCACAGAUACCAAAAUGCUGCCAAGCUCUUCCAGGGGAAGAUUCUUUUUAUUCUGGUGGACAGUGGUGUGAAGGCCAAUGGGAAGGUGAUCUCAUUUUUCAAACUAAAGGAGUCUCAACUGCCCGCUUUGGCAAUUUACCGGACUCUAGAUGAGGAGUGGGAUACACUACCCAGAGCGGAAGUUUCAGUGGAGAAUGUGCAGAACUUUUGUGAUGGAUUCCUAGGAGGGAAACGGCUGAGAGAAAAUCAUGAAUCAGAAGAAAAGACUCCAAAGGUGGAACUCUGAGCUCUCCCUGAUACUCCCGCAUACUACUAAGAAUUUACACGAUAUAACAAAAGGGCAACUCAAACUUCGAGAUGCUAACCAACAGGAUGAACAGGCCUUAAACACACACACACACACACACACACACACACACACACCCCUCCAUUUUGUUCCUUAAAAUCUCAUUUACUCUCCUUAUCCUUUCUUUUAAAUUGUCUACACUCUCUCACUACCCAUCCGAUCUUCUUCUACACAUUCGUACUGUGUAGUCCCAUACACGGCAACACACAUCACUGAAUGGAGCCUUUAAGAGAAAUAUUGUGAUAUUUCUUUGAAGGAGAGGCAUUCCUGGAGGGAGGAUAUUCUGAUUUGUCAUUUAAUAUUGAAUCUUUACACUGCACAGGACGUACAUGCAACAUAGUUUCUGCUCUUUAGUGGUUGUUUAAGGGUUGAAACUCUACCUUCCUCAUGAGCACAUGUCCCUCUCUAACUCCCAGCCGAGAACAAAAGGAAGGUUUAAACACCUUUGCAGAACUGCAUUUUUGCCGGGGUGAACCGGUGUUUCCAAGUCUCUAAACUCAGCAGAAACAGACUAUGUAAAAACUCUAUGCUUGUGUAGCGUUCCUAACUCCCCAUGUAAAUCAACAACCGCAUAAUAAAUAAAAAGCAAUAAUGUUAUAGGAAAA
Messenger RNA from Lynx canadensis (Canada lynx), 1770 nucleotides. It is a transcript of the gene ERP27, whose product is annotated as endoplasmic reticulum protein 27. The coding region runs from base 284 to 1105 and encodes 273 amino acids. The transcript has 7 exons. Gene Ontology annotation, biological process: response to endoplasmic reticulum stress; protein folding. Gene Ontology annotation, cellular component: endoplasmic reticulum. The record is from RefSeq and is a predicted model, not a curated record. Lineage: Eukaryota; Metazoa; Chordata; Mammalia; Carnivora; Felidae.